AAAAUAACCUCAGUUUCACGUUCAACUUUAACCUUUCUUUCGCAAGAUACCUUUCAGGUUUGAGGUGAAAAGAUAUCCCAUUCUAAAUGGAAGCCCAAGAAGAAGUUCUAAAAAGACUCAUAGGCUUGGGUCUGAGUGAAUCUAAAGCAAAAGAAACAAUAAAAAAUGCAAACGUUACCAAUAAUUUAUUGACAAUAUUGAAACAGACAAAUACUGAUGCAAUACCUCAGGCCAGUGGGAUUUUAUUGUACCAUCUUGGAACAAAGAUGAAGCCCCAGAUGGCCCAUCACCUACGUACCUUAGUUGAGCAUAUAAUGCUGAAUAACUUAGACUCCACUUUGAGAGUUGACAAAGCUAUAGAAUAUGCGUUAAGUCACAUUGAUAACUUUUCAAUCGAGGAAUUCAAAAGUUAUUGUGGCAUUGGAGUGGUCGUAACCCCUGAACAAAUUGAGAAUGCUGUCGAGAAGCUGAUAAAGGAAAAUCAGGCAGAAAUCCUUUCGAAGAGGUAUCGAUUCAACUCGGGUCUUUUGAUGCAGAAAGUGAGGAACAUUCUGCCGUGGGCUGAUGGAAAGGCAGUUAAAAACGAAAUUGAUGUACAGUUUGUGACCCUUCUGGGACCCAAGACAGAAGCUGAUUUGGCACCACCGAAGCAAGAGAAGAAGGAGAAAAAAGUUAAAGUUGACAAGCCGAAAGAAGAGAAAAACACUAGUGCAGCUGAGAAGAAUGUGGAUGGUAGGGAUGAAAUCAAGAACACUUUGUCGAUAUUGGAUGUGAUGAAGAAAAUUAAUUUUCAUAAACCAGGGGAAAAUUUCAAAACUGAUGGAUAUGUUCUUACAGAAAAUACCCAAAAGUUAUUAGAGGCUCAUCUGAAGGUAACAGGGGGUAAGGUGAAAACUAGAUUUCCUCCCGAACCAAACGGUAUUUUGCACAUUGGUCAUGCUAAAGCAAUCAAUAUCAAUUUUGGUUAUGCUAAAGCUAACGGUGGUACAUGCUACUUGAGAUAUGACGAUACUAAUCCUGAGAAAGAAGAAGAGAAGUUUUUUGUGGGCAUUAAAGACAUGGUUACGUGGUUGGGAUAUGAACCCGAUAAAAUAACACACUCAUCAGACUACUUCGAUCAACUUUAUGAGUGGGCCGUGGAACUUAUCAAAAAAGGGUUGGCCUAUGUUUGUCAUCAAAGUGCAGAUGAAAUGAAAGGAUUCAAUCCUGAACCAUCCCCUUGGAGAGACCGUCCAAUUGAAGAGAACCUCCAACUAUUUCAAGACAUGAAAAAUGGUAAAAUAGACGAAGGAGCAGCGACUCUAAGAAUGAAAAUAACGUUGGAGGAGGGUAAACUGGAUCCUGUGGCGUAUAGAGUAAGGUUCGUACCCCAUCAUAGAACCGGAGAUAAAUGGUGUAUCUAUCCUACAUAUGAUUUCACCCAUUGUCUCUGCGAUAGCAUUGAAAACAUCACGCACUCUCUAUGCACCAAGGAAUUUCAGUCAAGACGGUCAAGUUACUACUGGUUAUGUAACGCCUUGGAUAUUUAUUGCCCCGUACAGUGGGAAUACGGUAGACUCAACGUUAAUUAUACUGUUGUGUCCAAGAGGAAAAUCGCUAAGUUGAUCGAUUGCAGUAUCGUUAAGGAUUGGGAUGAUCCGAGGCUCUUCACGUUGACUGCCCUUCGCCGAAGGGGAUUUCCACCAGAAUCAAUCAAUAACUUCUGUGCUCAGCUCGGUGUCACCGGUGCUCAAAGUACGGUGGAUCCAUCGAUGUUGGAGGCGUACGUGAGAGAUUACUUGAAUUACACAGCUCCAAGACAGAUGGUAGUCCUCGAACCCCUAAAAAUCACCAUUGAAAAUUUCCCCCAUGACAAACCGCACCAGAUCGAUGUUCCUAAAUUCCCGAACAAUCCAGAAUUGGGCUCGAGAAAAGCCAUGCUGGACAGGGUGAUCUACAUCGAGAGGACCGAUUUUAUGGAAGAAGGAAUAAAAGGUUUUAGGAGGUUGACAAAGAGCCAGAGUGUUGGUUUGCGAUACGCUGGUCUGGUUUUAAUUGUUCGUAAAAUAGUGAAAAAUCACGAAGGAUUAGUAUCCGAGGUUAUCUGUAAAUGUGUAGAUGUCAAAGAGGCCCCAGAAAAACCCAAAGCGUUUAUCCACUGGGUGAGUAAUCCGAUGGUGAUCCAAGUAAAUCUCUUCUCUCCAUUAUUCAAUCAUAAGAAUCCCGAGGACCCCAGUGAGGUCCCUGGGGGUUACCUCAGCGACUGCAAUUUAGAUUCUCAAAGGAUCGUGAAGGGUUUAGCGGAUGUGUCCUUGAAAGGUGCCAAGGUGUACGAUAAGUUCCAAUUCGAAAGGAUUGGAUUCUUCUCUGUGGAUCCAGAUACGACAGAUGAUGUCUUGGUUUUGAACCAAACUGUCGGACUCAAGGAAGACGCUGGAAAGUGAUGCUUUCAUUGCCGGAGUAAUUUAUUGAAAAUAACUAUUAUAUUUUCAUAAGAAAAA
Molecule: messenger RNA, 2480 nt
Organism: Coccinella septempunctata (seven-spotted ladybird)
Lineage: Eukaryota; Metazoa; Arthropoda; Insecta; Coleoptera; Coccinellidae
Product: probable glutamine--tRNA ligase
Exons: 4
Coding region: 87-2423 (778 amino acids)
Biological process (GO): translation; glutaminyl-tRNA aminoacylation
Cellular component (GO): cytoplasm; cytosol; aminoacyl-tRNA synthetase multienzyme complex
Molecular function (GO): glutamine-tRNA ligase activity; ATP binding
Source: RefSeq, a predicted model, not a curated record